Molecule: messenger RNA, 861 nt
Organism: Populus nigra (black poplar)
Lineage: Eukaryota; Viridiplantae; Streptophyta; Magnoliopsida; Malpighiales; Salicaceae
Product: F-box protein GID2-like
Exons: 1
Coding region: 81-629 (182 amino acids)
Biological process (GO): gibberellic acid mediated signaling pathway; regulation of gibberellic acid mediated signaling pathway
Cellular component (GO): SCF ubiquitin ligase complex
Molecular function (GO): protein binding
Source: RefSeq, a predicted model, not a curated record
UACCCCAUCCCCCCUCGUUAUUUCCUUUAUCUAACACCCGCCUCCCUCCCUCUCUCUAUCCCCCCUCCCUCCCUUUCUCCAUGAAGCGCCCACUUGACACCGAUCCCGGAAACCAAAACAAAAUUGACAUAAAAAUGAAGAAGAAGAGGUACCAAGAAGACGAAAACAAGGAAGAAAUAGAAUCUGCGGUCAAUACAGGAUCUGGGUUUAUGAAUUUAGACGAGAAUUUACUUUUUGAGGUGUUGAAGCACGUGGACGCGAGUACUUUGGGUAGGGCAGCGUGUGUGAGCAAGCAGUGGCACCGGACAGUACAGGAUGAGAGGUUAUGGGAGCUGAUCUGUACAAGACACUGGGGUAACAUGGGUUGUGGUAAUCAACAAAUGAGAUCUGUUGUUUUAGCUCUUGGUGGGUUUCGUCGACUUCACUCUCAGUACCUCCGGCCUCUAUUAAAGCCACAGUCAAAUUCCGCAGGCUCUGCUUCAACUUCUUCUUCUGCCUGGAAUCCGUUCUCGCCUAUGAUUGGAAAUAAGCCACCGGCUAGGUGGGGGAAGGAUGAGGUGCAUCUGUCUUUGUCUUUGCUUUCAAUUCGGUAUUAUGAGAAGAUGAAUUUUAGCAACAGAGGGAGAUGAAUUAGAGUGAUUAUUAUGUAAUUUAUAUAAGAGAAUGUCUUGUUAAAUCCUAAUCUGGGAUUUUAUAUUUUUUUUCCUUGUUUUUGUCUAAAUUUGGUUUGGGUUUUUCUUUUCCUUUGUCUUUUUGGCUUUCGUUUGUUUCUUGUUGUAUUUGAUCUGGGUUAUUACUAAUUAGAUCUGUAAUAUGUAAACCUUAAUGUACUCAAGUAAUUGCUGUCUCGCAUUUUUGCUA